GGCAGCAAGCAGACGGAGAAUGAGGACAAUAAAUUGGACACAUUUCGGCGCGUUUGUGAUGAAAUAGCAGCAGAGUCAAGCUACCUAAAGAAGGUGGACAAACUACAGAAUUUCUUUGAAAAGGGCACUAGUGGCACUGGUUUCGAGGGUGACACAUUGCUGUGGGUGCAGUUCCUGAUACCAGUGGCCAACCAGCGAGUCUACAAUUUGCAGAAUAAGGCGCUGAUAAAACUAUUUUCACGCAUUUUCAAUGCAAACCAGCAGCAAAUGCAUCUCGAUCUCGAGCAGGAUGGUGACGUGUCCGAGACUCUACGCAAGCAUUUUGCUGACUCAACCAAACUCAAACCGCAGAAGCAAAGCAAACUCUAUUUGCAGGAAGUGGAGCGGCUGCUCACCCAGCUCGAGGAGCGCACCAAAGAGGAUGAACAAACGGAACUGUUGCAGGAGCUGUGCAAGAAGGCCACCGACUUGGAUUUACGCACCUUCAUCCGACUGAUUAAACAGGAUCUGCGCAUAAAUGCACGUGCCAGACACAUUCUGGAUGCCUUUGGCCCACUCGCUUAUCCCGCGUAUCAAUCGUCUCGCGAUUUGUCAGCCAUCGUGGAACAGUUUGCGGGCAAAGGAAACAAGGCCUGGGCGCUCAGCAAAGUGAAGCAGACAAAGAAAAUUGGAUCUAGCGGCAGUGGAAUUCAAGUUAUGACUCCAAUAUCGCCCAUGCUGGCCAAUGCCUGCAAAUCUGUGGAGGAGGCGUUCAAAAAGAGUCCCGGCGGGCUGUACGGUGAAGUCAAAUACGAUGGCGAGCGCGUGCAAAUCCAUAAGCAAGGCAUCGAAUUUAAGUUCUUUAGUCGCAACCUAAAGCCUGUGAUGGAUCACAAAAUCAAAGCUCUAAAGGACUAUAUACCGCGUGCCUUUCCCGGCGCUGGAGAUAUGAUUUUAGACUCUGAGAUUAUACUGGUGGACACAGAGACGGAUGCCAUGCUGCCAUUUGGCACUUUGGGUGCGCACAAGAAGCAGACGUACGCCAAUGCUUCGGUUUGUCUGUUUGUCUUCGAUUGCAUACUCUACGAUGGAGACGACUUGACACAGCUUGAGUUCCAUAAACGUCGCAAAAUACUGGAGGAAAACAUCAAACCCUUGAAAUCGCACGUGCAGCUGUCCGAGUCUCAGUUUCUGAAGACCAAGAACGAGCUGGCCAUGAUGACGGCCAAGGUUUUGCAUGCCAAUCUGGAGGGUGUGGUGCUGAAGAGUCCCAAUGGCAGCUACCAGCCGGGCAAGCGCAACUGGCUGAAGGUGAAAAAGGAUUACCUCUUCGAGGGUAAAAUGGCAGACACAGCGGAUCUCGUGGUGCUGGGCGCGUGGUAUGGCUCUGGGAAGAAGGGCGGCGUGCUCAGCAUCUUUCUGAUGGGUUGCUACGAUGCGCGCGAUCAUCUGUGGAAAACUGUGACGAAGGUGCACUCUGGCCUGGACGAUGCCACCAACGCGGAGAUGCAUGACACACUGAUGAAGCUAACGGAGCGAGCCGAUGCCAACAAAAUACCCAAUUGGCUGCUGUGCAAAAAGUCUCUAGUGCCCGAUGUCCUGGCCAAGGAUCCGGCAAGCAUGCCUGUGUGGGAGAUCACUGGUGCUGAGUUUACAAAGUCCGAGGCACACACAGCGUCCGGCAUCUCUAUACGCUUUCCCAGGAUCACACGUUUGCGUAGCGAUAAAACCGCGAAGGAGGCAAAUGAUUUGGCCCAUUUGGAGGACCUGUACGAUGCCUCCAAGAAGAGUGUAAAUGUGGAUCUGCUGCUGGCCAAUUGUGAUAAGGACGCGCUCAAUGCAGAAAAGACGCCACAAAAGAUAAAGCCAGCCGCCAGUACCUGUUCAAGCAGCAACAAAAAGCUUAAGAGAUCGCCCAUUGAAUCGGACGAUGACGACAAGGCAGGUCGGGCGCCAACGAAGACCAAACGCAAGAUACCAAAGCUAGAAAGUAUUUCACCAUCACAAAAAGGCCUCAAAGAUUAUUUCAAAUCCAGCAAAAAAGAAGUUAAAACUGAAAUAAAGCAGGAGGAAAAGGCAAACAGUUCGAAAAAAGUGGAGAACCAGUUAUUUGCGGGUCUGUUGGCACAAUUUGAGAUGAAUUGCGGACUGGAUAAAGUUAAAGAUGAAUUUGUGAGGCACGGCGGUUCCCUCACAACGGAAACAAAAAAAGCCGAUUUGGUUUUCUACGAUAACGAUGCAGAAAAGGCUUUGGAUUUCGACAAACUGAGGUCUCUUUAUCGCCGCAGCUGUCGUCAUCUCAAUGUGCGCUGGCUCCAAUCAUCCAUUCAGCAUCAGAGUCGGCAGCCCUAUCCGAUUUAUGCUGUAUUGCUUAAGCGUUGCUGAGUUUUGCUUUUGUUU
This is a messenger RNA of Drosophila guanche, 2379 nucleotides long. It is a transcript of the gene DNAlig3, whose product is annotated as DNA ligase 3. Lineage: Eukaryota; Metazoa; Arthropoda; Insecta; Diptera; Drosophilidae. Gene Ontology annotation, molecular function: DNA binding; ATP binding; DNA ligase (ATP) activity. Gene Ontology annotation, cellular component: DNA ligase III-XRCC1 complex. Gene Ontology annotation, biological process: DNA recombination; mitochondrial DNA repair; DNA biosynthetic process. The record is from RefSeq and is a predicted model, not a curated record. Bases 268 to 2364 code for a protein of 698 amino acids. The transcript is spliced from 4 exons.